CCGGGGACAGCCGGUGAGCUGCGGGGCGCUGCGGGCUGGCGCGGGGCCGGGAGCGGGGCGCAGCGGGCAGGAUGCGGGGCUGGGCGCUGGCCCUGCUGCUGGGCGCGCUGCGGGCGGGCGGCACCGAGCUCACCUUCGAGCUGCCCGACAGCGACAAGCAGUGCUUCCACCAGGAGAUGGAGCGGGGCCUCAAGUUCACGCUGGACUACCAGGUGAUCACCGGAGGGCACUAUGACGUGGACUGCUACGUGGAGGACCCCAAUGGCAGGACGAUCUACAAGGAGACCAAGAAGCAGUAUGACAGUUUCCCACACCACACCGAAGUCAAGGGCAUCUACACCUUCUGCUUCAGCAACGAGUUCUCCACCUUCUCCCACAAAACCGUCUACUUCAACCUGCAGGUGGGCGACGAGCCGCCCAUCCUGCCCGACAUGAGCAGCCGCGUCACCGCCUUGACACAGAUGGAGUCUGCCUGCGUCACCAUCCACGAGGCUCUGAACGCGGUGAUAGACUCCCAGACUCACUACCGGCUGCGGGAAGCGCAGGACCGGAGCAGAGCUGAAGACCUCAACGGCCGGGUCUCGUACUGGUCGGUGGGGGAAACCGUCAUCCUCUUUGUGGUCAGCAUUGGGCAAGUGAUGCUGCUCAAAAGCUUCUUCACCGAGAAGAGACCAGGCAGCGGCGGAGCUGGCACCUAAUGCCGAAGCUGUGCCCAUGCCCAAACUGCAGGAGGGGGAGGCAGGAGGGAGCGGGUUCCCCUGGGUCAUGCUUGACCGCUGCUUUUCGCAGGGUGCUGCCGUGGGCACAUGGCUGGGGACAGAGCAGAGGGUGACGUGACUGCUGAGCCGGAUGGCGAACGGUCACCCGAGCACCACCCCCCUCCACGCGAACCCCACCAGCAGCACCUCCCGCUUUGCUGCCACCUCCCCUGCCUGCUGCCCCUCCAUGCCCUGCCCCGCUCCCCGGCUCUCCCAGGGGUCUGGGCUCUGCACCAACGCUCUGCUCCCGUGUCCGUGCAGGUGCGACUGCAGGGUGCAGUCACAAGGCCACGGGCACCCAGCAGAGCGCAGGGCAGGGAGCUGUGCCCCCAGCAGAGCCCCCGGUGCCCCCCUCCUGGCUGCUCCCGUGCUGCCGGGGGGCUGCAGCAUCCGUGCGUCCCCGGCCGUGCGAGGCAGGCGGAGCGGCUGUGUGCGCACAGCUCCCCUCUGUGUCUGCAGCGGGCAGGUCGUUCCCCUGGAGCACGCUGCAGCACCGCCCGAGGCUGGGAGCAGGGUCCCAGGAGACCCUGGCUGGCUCAAAAAAUUCAGGUGAGGUUUCAGCAGGGGCUUUUUGCUUGGUUAUUUCCUGUGCUUUCACAGUUCUCACCAUGCAGCAUUUCCCAGGCCCUUUUCUGCCACAUGUGCAGGCGGUGUAUGCCCAGACCCCUUCCCCUUCCCAGCCACCUCAGCAGAGGCUCUCGGGGGGCAAGUUGGGUGGGUUCAUUGCACCAUGCGAGGCAGCAGGGGUGGGCACAGCUCUGCUUUGUCCCAGCCUAGGAAGCCCCCAGGAGCCCUGCUCCCUGCAGUCCCUCGGGACAGAGCCCCCCAGCAGCAGUGGGGCUGGCUGCAGCACCCAGCCAUCCCCAGCCCCUCCAGCAGCUCCUGCCAGACCCACGGGAGAUCAGCACCACUGUCGUUCCUCUUUGCCACUUCAUAAUAAACCCAUGCGACUGUG
Messenger RNA from Oxyura jamaicensis (ruddy duck), 1713 nucleotides. It is a transcript of the gene TMED3, whose product is annotated as transmembrane p24 trafficking protein 3. The coding region runs from base 72 to 698 and encodes 208 amino acids. The record is from RefSeq and is a predicted model, not a curated record. NCBI's taxonomy places the organism in Eukaryota, Metazoa, Chordata, Aves, Anseriformes, Anatidae. Gene Ontology annotation, cellular component: endoplasmic reticulum-Golgi intermediate compartment; Golgi apparatus; endoplasmic reticulum. The transcript has 5 exons. Gene Ontology annotation, biological process: intracellular protein transport; endoplasmic reticulum to Golgi vesicle-mediated transport; Golgi organization.